This is a messenger RNA of Trametes versicolor FP-101664 SS1, 1283 nucleotides long. RefSeq lists its product as uncharacterized. Bases 286 to 897 code for a protein of 203 amino acids. The transcript has a single exon. Lineage: Eukaryota; Fungi; Basidiomycota; Agaricomycetes; Polyporales; Polyporaceae. The record is from RefSeq and is a predicted model, not a curated record.
UCUGGCUAUAGAUCAGGAUCUAACGCAGCUGCGACCGGUGUGAAGAAGGCUCAACCCCCCGUAUUCUUACACUUUUUUGCGUUACCUGGAUCUCCCUCCCCAGGGAGACACUGUAGCCUGGGGCAACACUGCUGUGGCCCCUGCGCCCUCACCACUCAUCCUCUCCUGGCGAUCCAUACCUCGUUCGAUUCGUCUCAUCGAGCCCUACCCAACGGUAGCUCAUUCGCUCGAUUUGGUGGAGAACUGGUGGAGUGGUGGAGGGUUUCCCCUUGGGUGGGGUAGGAGAUGCUGGUGAUGUGGCGGCGAUAUCCCGGCGAGUUCUUCGACGUUUUUCCUCGUCUCUGGUGCGUUGGAAAGCCCUUGUCCAUCGCUUUCCAACGAUCCCACUCGCGUCAAGAUCCGCCCAGCCGUUGUGCUGCUAUCGCCCCCAUCGCCCCCUGGUCGCGUCGAGCGCUUCUCCCGGCCAUAUCUCCACGAGUUCACGAUAGUCUUGUGCGCGUGAGGGCUCCGUCGAUUCUCCUAGUCAAGGGCUUUCCAACAAGCCCCCAUACGCCUGAAUCUGCCCACUCGUUGGUCGUCAACCGGGUGUUCCUCGACCCCCUCCUCCUCAUCAUCCCCAUCCAUCUCCAUCCCCCAUAUCUCCUCGACCCCUGGACGGUUUCAGGCCGUUCUGGGCUCGUUCCGAUCGCAUCGACGAGCUCUAUGAGCCUAUCCCAUCGCCUUGGGACGACAUCCAGGUGUGUGCUGCACAAGCUGCGCCCUGUCCUCCCCUCGCUGUCCAGGUUGGCAGAGGCAUUCAGUUGCUUCCUGCUAGCACCUGCUGCGCAAGAAUUCCCCAACCUCCAUCACCUUCUGGGAGUGCCUCCCUCCACUCCUCCCCAUCCCAUCCUCCUUUGACACCAUAAUCCCGGUGUUGCCGACGCACUCAAGUCGCUCCUCCUUGGGACAGGACCUUGUCGAGAGGCCUUGCGGCGAUGCACAUUCCGCUGCUACGAGCCUCCUUGGUCCGCCAUGUCGGCUCUGGGCUAAGGCUCAGAGGUGGGGCAAGGGUGUAUACCGGGCGCCGUAUGAAUCGAGCUGGGUGGUUUGGGACAUUAUGCAGUAUGUUCGCUUUUUUGUGUUUUCCUUCCCUUUCUCCUCUCCCACCUUCUCUCCUUCCUUGUUCCGUUGUGGACCCGUUGUACGUGUCCAGAGGGGGAGAAUGUAAGGAUUCUGGACGGACUUAGGGUUAGGGUUCAUGGACUUAGGCCUCAGAUGCUAGCUACAUGGUCUUUAGCUUUCCA